AUGCAAACACAGAAGCCUAACAAUCCCGCCUCCACCACACUCCAGAUCCCUUUCCCUAGCCCAUACCGCAUCCCUUCUAUAUCAGAACACAGUGGCACAUUCAGCGUCUCCUUCAACGCAGGCAGAGUCAGACUACCCCCGUCGCUCAAUAGCAUCGUGGUUGGAGAUCUAGGCAAAGCUCUCGACAAAUGCAACCGCGCUGCGCUUGCAGCACACAACAGGCUGCAAACAAUACACAAGGAGCGCGAGCAACGCUACCGGAAACUAUGUCCGAACGACCCAGAAAUCUACAACAGUCACGCCAGCUCAGUCGACAGACUUUUCGCCUGGUGCUCCGAUCACGGUAAUGAGCCAUAUAAUCCGACCCUCUCGCCAGCGGCGAAGAUACCAUACUUCGGGACGACUCUGACGCUUGACCGGGAAGCUUACGCGGCAUGGUCUCGGAGCUAUAGAAGGUUGCUUAAGGACUUCGAAGAUACGGAAUAUAAAGGAUAUAACCUUGCGAGGAUGGAGUUUGAGACGAUGAUGUAUAUUGCUAGGGCGAAGGGAACCAUUUCAGCCGAAGCGUUUCGCGAGCUGGAUGUGUUCUGGAAGGACUGCUUCAUGCGUGAGAUGAAGAAGUGGGAAGAGGAUGCUUCUAGACAAUUGGCGCUUCCAACCUAUGAGAUCGUCACUCGAGAGGUUCUUGUUGCAGUGUUUAACAGGGUUGAGAAUGGGGAGCGGUUGGUACGGGAGUUGCAGGAGCAGCAGCUGGGGUGGAGUCCGACGCCCACUUACUGUGGCUAUUUUCCAGGGUUAUAA
This is a messenger RNA of Aspergillus versicolor CBS 583.65, 801 nucleotides long. RefSeq lists its product as uncharacterized. The transcript has a single exon. NCBI's taxonomy places the organism in Eukaryota, Fungi, Ascomycota, Eurotiomycetes, Eurotiales, Aspergillaceae. Bases 1 to 801 code for a protein of 266 amino acids. The record is from RefSeq and is a predicted model, not a curated record.